Messenger RNA from Penicillium cataractarum, 774 nucleotides. RefSeq names its product TBP family protein. The transcript is spliced from 4 exons. Gene Ontology annotation, molecular function: DNA binding; RNA polymerase II general transcription initiation factor activity. Gene Ontology annotation, biological process: DNA-templated transcription initiation. Bases 1 to 774 code for a protein of 257 amino acids. Lineage: Eukaryota; Fungi; Ascomycota; Eurotiomycetes; Eurotiales; Aspergillaceae. The record is from RefSeq and is a predicted model, not a curated record.
AUGGAUUCGCUUACGACCCACCCGUCGAACGCGCAACAGGCCCGUGCCUUCACCUCGCCUUCCUCGCUCUCCUUCCCAGGCGGUGCCGGUGACCUCACCCCGCCCUCAUCGGAGAAAGAGGCCCAGGCUCUCAACGGUCAACAGCCAGCUGGAGGAAAUGCCGCUGACGGCAACGGGGUGACGCCCGCUACUCCGGCUGCGACUCCUGGCGCUGCCACCCAAAACAACCCCAGCGGCAUCGUGCCCACUUUGCAGAACAUUGUGGCUACGGUCAACCUGGACUGCCGUCUUGACUUGAAGACUAUCGCGCUGCACGCGCGUAACGCCGAGUACAAUCCUAAGCGUUUCGCCGCCGUCAUCAUGCGUAUCCGUGAGCCCAAGACUACCGCUCUGAUCUUCGCCUCUGGCAAGAUGGUCGUCACUGGUGCCAAGUCGGAGGAUGACUCCAAGCUGGCAUCCCGCAAGUAUGCUCGAAUCAUCCAGAAGCUUGGUUUCAACGCCAAGUUCACGGACUUCAAGAUUCAGAACAUUGUCGGCUCCUGCGAUAUCAAGUUCCCCAUCCGUCUGGAGGGUUUGGCCUCUCGUCACCACCAUUUCAGCUCCUACGAGCCUGAACUCUUCCCCGGUCUCAUCUACCGUAUGAUGAAGCCCAAGAUUGUGCUCUUGAUCUUCGUCAGUGGCAAGAUUGUCUUGACUGGCGCCAAAGUGCGUGAGGAGAUUUACUCGGCUUUCGAGCUGAUCUAUCCUGUGCUCUCUGAUUUCCGCAAGGUUUAA